CACAACAAACCUCGCCUCACUCACUCCUCCUCCCCGCAGGCUCUCGUGUGCAACCGCUCGGUUCCCAGCCUGACAAGGGUUCCCUUCUUAUCAUUGUUGUCCGUCUCAGCUCUCGGCAGCGAUAUCCUCUUCGUGGCCUGGGACAGCGCUGUGGUCCCAAGCCCCCGAAACCUCUCUACCCUACGACCGACUCGAAGCCGGCUUUGCCGACGCGCUCCUCCAGCCAACGCCAUCCACCACGUCGGCCCCCUCUGAGCGACCUCAUCGCCUGGCGUGCACGAUACCGCAGUGCUUCGAAGUGGUCGACGCCCUCGUUGACAGUGUUGUCCCUCGCCAACACAAGUAGCAUACCAUUGAGCAGUCAUCGACGGCCAAGAUGGACGCGCUGUUCCUCAAAGACCGCUGCGAUGCCCUCCGUGAAGGGGGCUUCACAAACUUCUUUGUCUCCAUCCUCAUCAUCCUCGGCAUCCUCAUGUCCUACCUGCUCCAACAUGUGCGGAUCAUCUCGCGAGGCACCUCGGAGGGGAUUUCUCCAUACUUUGUCCUGCUCGGGGUCACGUCCGCCAACGCGCAGUUUGGCAACAUCCUUACGCUCCCCGAGUCGCGCGCCGACGUCAUGUGCUGCAAGGAAGUCAGUCCUUUCGAGUGCACCGCGGGUGUGCUCGGCAUCGUGCAAAUCGGCACGCAGUGGAUUUGCUUUGCUGUCAUACUAUUGCUUUUCCUUGUCUUCUUCCGCCGAGACGACGCCGACGUGGACGAGGAGGAACUCGAGCAGGACCCAGACAAGCCUACCUGGCGGACCGCCCUGAUAGUGGCAGUGGUGUGCAUCGUGCAUGGUUUUGCCGUCGUCAUUGUGUCUGCUUCGCUGUCUCUGGGGGCUCCGCAAUACCUGCUACCCUGGGCCAACUUCCUCGGUAUCUCUGCUGCCGUGCUCGCGGCGGUCCAGUACUUUCCGCAAAUCUGGACCACCUACAAGCUCAAGCACGCCGGAAGCCUGAGCAUACUCAUGAUGUGCAUCCAAACCCCCGGAGGAUUCCUCUUUGCCGCUAGCCUGGCUGCACGGCUCGGCUGGGGCGGCUGGAGCUCGUGGGGUGUGUACGUCCUGACCGCCUUCAUGCAGGGCAUCCUACUGGUCAUGGCCAUCCGUUACGAGUGGCAGGCAGUUGAAAGGAGCAAGCAACAGACCGCUGCCGAGCGUCCGUCCUACAACCGGCGGACCACCCCGAGGGUGCUUCCCUCCCCCGGACCGUAUUCGGCUCAUCUCCAAGCCUACGGUGACACACAAGAGGAAAUUGAGCGGGCGCUUGACCGCGAGAGUGUACAGGGCAUGGGCGAGGACCAGCCUCUUCUUGCGCCUGGGGGCAUCGGAAGCUCCGGGACACGAUGAUCGGGACCCCAAACAUCAAAAACGUUUGUGAAGGGUUGUUCUAUUUUGUAACGAUUCGAAUUGCCCCGUUGUUUUAUUGGACCAAAUUGUCUUGGGGGGUUGCUAUUGUAUAUAUUCUUCUUAUUCUACUCGAGUGGGCUUGUCCACAAUAACAUGCCAUGCCUGUGGCCUGAAUCACGCUAUCGGCUGACUCUGCAAAACGCACGAGAGCUCAUGAUGCGACUCUGGGCAUAGAGAGCGUGACUUGCUGUAUGUCAAAAGUUGAACAGACCAAUCCCUCGUCCGACCUAACGGGACCGUUCGGCAUCACUGUGCUUUUCGUCAAGUGGAAGCUUCACUCAGCUAGAGGGGCACACUGUAGGCACCAG
Microdochium trichocladiopsis is the source of this 1755-nucleotide messenger RNA. RefSeq lists its product as uncharacterized. Bases 377 to 1387 code for a protein of 336 amino acids. The transcript is spliced from 3 exons. Lineage: Eukaryota; Fungi; Ascomycota; Sordariomycetes; Xylariales; Microdochiaceae. The record is from RefSeq and is a predicted model, not a curated record.